AUGGCAACUGGCAGUUCGGGUGAUAGCUACUAUUGCCACUCUUGCGAGGCUGAGGUCGUCCCAAACUUGCAGGACUUUACAUGCUCGGCGUGCCACUCAGGUUUCAUUGAAGCAAUCAGCCCAGGAAGUGGUUUAUCAUCGAAUCAAACAGAAUUAGAUGCAAUGCAGAUGAUAGGUCAGCUAUUUGGAGGUUCUCUUAGCGACAAUAUUGUUCGCUAUUUUGCAGCACCUAGGGAUGACCUUAGUUCAACAGAUGAUGAGUCAUUAGAAAGGGAAAAUUUAGCUAGAAGGUCGCGACGAUCGACAAGAAGUUCAAAUAAUAGGUCGACACGAGAACGUGUGUAUACUCGUGUUCCGGAUGGUCGCCAUGCUUUUUCUACUCGCAUCCAGUUAUCAAGUGUGGAUCAUCCAUUCAGAUUGCCAUUCUUAUCAAACUUUGCCUCAACUGAUGGAGAUGUGCAAAAUUUUGUCUUUAAUAGAGCUAUGCUUGAUCAGUUUAUCACUGUGAUAAUGAAUGAGUUACAAGUGGGUCCACCACCUGCCCCAGAAUCAGCCAUUGCAGACUUACCUACAAAUGUUUUGACUGAAGAACAAGCAUUAAAGUUGGGUAUUUGUUCAAUAUGCUUUGAUGAUUUCAAAGAAUCCGAAUCAGUAAUCAGACUACCAUGUGCUCACACCUACCAUCAAACUUGUGUUACAACAUGGUUAAAACAGCAUGGAACUUGUCCAGUUUGUCGAAAGGAUUUAUCCGGACGUGAUACUUCACGAUAUGAAGAUCCACCUCCAAACUUAACAGGAAAUAGUAAUGGUUCAAGCUCUUCCAAUUCCUAG
Messenger RNA from Schistosoma intercalatum, 831 nucleotides. The record is from the annotation of a GenBank genome assembly. NCBI's taxonomy places the organism in Eukaryota, Metazoa, Platyhelminthes, Trematoda, Strigeidida, Schistosomatidae.